This is a messenger RNA of Solanum stenotomum, 1101 nucleotides long. RefSeq names its product disease resistance protein RGA2-like. NCBI's taxonomy places the organism in Eukaryota, Viridiplantae, Streptophyta, Magnoliopsida, Solanales, Solanaceae. The record is from RefSeq and is a predicted model, not a curated record. The transcript is spliced from 2 exons. Gene Ontology annotation, molecular function: ADP binding. Gene Ontology annotation, biological process: defense response to other organism. Bases 1 to 1101 code for a protein of 366 amino acids.
AUGGCCGAUCCUGUAAUUGGAGCUACUCUUCAAGUUGUGCUUGAGAAGUUGCUUUCUCUAACUAUCGAGGAGCUCAAAAGCUUAAGGAACUUCAACAAUGAUCUGGAAAUGCUGAUACAAAAUGUAUCCUUGAUCCAAGCUUUCAUUCAUGACGUUGAAAGACCACAAGUUGAGAAACAGGUUGUGGAACAAUGGCUCAUGAGGCUUGAGAGAGUUGCUGAAAAUGCUGAAAAUGUGUUUGACCAAUUAAGAUAUGAAUCUCUCAAAACAAAAGUGAUGAAGAUCAGAAACAGCCCAGUGAAAAAGGUCCGUAACUUCUUUUCUCAUACUUCUUUUAAGUGCAAAAUGUCUCGAAAAAUCAACAACGUCACUCAAGAGUUGAUGGCUAUCAAUAAAGAUAAGGAUGCUUCUGAUAUAAAGGAGAAGAUUUUGAACAUGAGAGAGGAUGUUGUUCUGUGCACCAUUCCCAUAGUAGGUAUGGGGGGUUUAGGGAAAACAACUGUGGCUAAAAGAAUUUUUAAUGAUGAACAGAUCGAGAAACACUUUGAAAAGAGAGUUUGGUUGUGUCUACCUGAAAUGUCUGAAAUGAAGAGCUUUCUUGAACCGAUCCUCGAAUCAUUGACAGAGAGGAAACUUGAGGUCCAGAGCAGAGAUAUAAUAGUCAAGAAACUCCGAGAUGAACUGACAGGAAGAAAGUAUUUGCUUGUCCUGGAUGAUUUGUGGCGUGUUGACCCGACACUGUGGCAUGAGUUUGUGGACACCUUGCGAGGAAUAAAUACAUCUCGAGGAAACUGCAUUCUUGUGACUACCCGUAUGGAACUGGUGGCGUCUGCAGUAGCAGUAGGACCUCAUAUGUUGGAAAAAUUAACAGAACAUCAUUGCUGGUCAAUUUUCAAACAAAAAGCAUUUGUUGAUGGGGAAGUUCCAGAGGAAAUAAUGAUUAUGGAGAAAAGGAUUGGUGAAAUGUGCCAAGGUCUACCUUUGGCUGCAAGUGUGUUAGGAGGCCUCCUACGCAACAAGAAAAACAUGAAUGGUAGGCAAUUCUUGAUGGCAAUCCCCUUGUUCCACUUGAUCAAGAUGAUUAUGGAGAAUAUAACUUAA